Messenger RNA from Dama dama (fallow deer), 7116 nucleotides. It is a transcript of the gene SCART1, whose product is annotated as scavenger receptor family member expressed on T cells 1. NCBI's taxonomy places the organism in Eukaryota, Metazoa, Chordata, Mammalia, Artiodactyla, Cervidae. Gene Ontology annotation, cellular component: membrane. The record is from RefSeq and is a predicted model, not a curated record.
AUGAAGGUGGCUCUCUGGGUCUUGGACCUUGGCAUCCUCCUCCUCAGGACCAGGGCCGCCCCCACUGGUGGACCCGAUGACCUGCGGUUGGCCUACCGGCCCAGUCCAUGCGACGGGGUGGUGCUGGUCUGGCAUGAAGGGGCCUGGGGACACGUGUGCAACUGGGAGUGUACGCUGAAGGAGGCGUCCGUGGUCUGCAGGCAGCUGGGCUGCGGCUGGGCCGUGGGCGCCCCCAAGUAUGUCCCGCUGCCCAGAGAGGCGGUGCGGCCCUGGCUCCACAAUGUGUCCUGCAGGGGAGACGAGGCCUCCCUCUGGGGGUGCAAACUGGGGGCCUGGACGAAGAGCGAGUGCCCCUACGAGUGGGUGGUGGUGGCUCUGUGUUCCAGUGGCACUUUCCGGGAGGUGCGGCUGGUGAAGGGCCGGAGCCCCUGUGCGGGGCUCCCUGAGAUCAGGAAUGUGAACGGGGUGGAUCAUCUCUGUGGCCUGCACCGGGAGGAGGCCACAGUGUUCUGCCGGGAGCUGGGGUGUGGCCCUGCCCUGCAGGCCCCCUGUCAAGAUGGCAGCAUCGCCAGGAAGUACACGACUUGUGUGGGCGAUGAGCUGACCAUCCGGAAUUGCAGACUGAACAACAAGUUCCGCAGUGGCUGCGACUUCCAGCGAGAUGCCCAGGUGGUCUGCUCAGGACACAUGGAGGCCAGGCUGGUGGGUGGCGAGCACUCCUGUGCUGGGCGCCUGGAGGUAAGGCGGGGCCUGACCUGGGGCACUGUCUGUGACGCUGACCUGGACCUGGCCACUGCCCACGUGGUGUGCCGGGAGCUGCAGUGUGGCAUGGCCGUGUCCACACCCAAGGGCACCCACUUCGGCCAGGGCUCGGGGCUCGUGUGGACCGAGGCCUUCCGCUGUGUGGGCAAUGAGUCCCUGCUGUUCCACUGCCCUCGGGCCGGGCACCAGUGUGGGCACGGCCAGGAUGCGGGGCUCAGGUGCUCAGAGUUCCGGCUGGUCAACGGCAGCAGCGCCUGCGAGGGGCGCGUGGAGCUCCAGGUCCAGGGGGCCGGGGCGCCCCUCUGUGCCGCCCACUGGGACCUGGCAGACGCCACUGUCCUCUGCCACCAGCUCGACUGUGGGAACGCGGUGGCCACGCCCCCAGGGGGCCACGUUGGGGGCGGGGCCUCCGCCCUCUGGCCAGACAAGGUGCACUGCGCGGGGACAGAGUCCCACCUGUGGGACUGCCCCGUGAGCACCCUGGGGGCGCCCGCGUGUGGCCCCGGCCAUGCAGCCGCCGCCGUCUGCUCAGGUCUCCCCGACGCCCUGCGGCUGAGGGACGGACAGAGCCGCUGCGAUGGCCGCGUGGAGGUGUCCCUGGACGGGGUGUGGGGCCGCGUCCUGGACGAGGCCUGGGACCUGCGCGGCGCAGCCGUCGUCUGCAGGCAGCUGGGCUGCGGCGCGGCGGAGCGAGCUUACGAGGUGGCGGCGCCUGCGCGCGGGACGGUGCCCCUGGGGCUCAGCCGCGUGCCCUGUGCAGGCACCGAGCCCCGCCUGACGCGGUGCAGUGUGUCCGCGGCCCCGCUGGUGUCCGCGGGGGUGUCGCGGGACGCGGGCGUCGUGUGCUCCGGUGUGCAGGCCCAGCCCCCAGGACCCCCUCCUGGGGCCCCAGCGCCCUGACUUGGCCUCUCCGUCUGCAGGGAACCUCCAGGUGCGCCUGGCCGCGGGGCCGGGUGCUGUGCGGGGCGCGUGGAGCUGCUCCACGCGGGCGAGUGGGGCACCGUGUGUGACGACAGCUGGGACCUGCGGGACGCCCAGGUGGUCUGCCGGCAGCUGGGCUGCGGGCACGCGCUCAGCUCCCCGGGGGCCGCACACUUCGGGGCCGGGGCCGGGCGCAUCUGGAUGGACGAGCUGGCCUGUGAGGGCCACGAGGCCGCGCUGUGGCGGUGCCCGUCGGGAGGCUGGGGCCGACACGACUGCGGCCACAAGGAGGACGCCGGUGUCCUCUGCUCAGAGGCAGGGGCCCUGAGGCUGUGCGGUGGCGCCGGGCCCUGUGCCGGGCGGUGGGACGUGUUCCACAGCGGAACGUGGGGGGCCGUGUGCAGUAACGCCCUGAAGGACGCCUGCUUGUCCAUCAUCUGCCAGCAGCUGGGCUGGGGAGCAGGGCUGGCUGGAGAACAGGCCGGGGCACAGCAGCCUGGACACCUCCUGGGUGGACAACAUCCAGUGCCGCCGGCUGCGGAACUCCACGCUGUGGCCGUGCCCCUCAGCCCCCUGGCACCCGCGCUCUUGCACCCGUGGAGAGGAAGUCUGGAUCACCUGUGCAGGAUCAUCAGGGACAACGACGCAGGAUUCCGGGGAGGCCCUCAAUUGCUCCUUGAUGGGCAGCUGCCCAGAGGAGGGCGAGCUGCGCGCUCGGGGCCCGUGUGGCUGGAUGAGUUGGGGUGCCGGGGCUGCGAGGCCUCCCUGUGGGGCUGCCCGGCGGAGCCGUGGGGCCGCGGAGACUGCGGGCACAAGGAGGACGCGGGCGUGCGCUGCGCGGGCAGCCCUCUGGUCCUGGCGCCUGCCCUCGAGGCUGGGACUCUGCCCAUGACCCUCGGCCUGGCCCUCGGCCCCCUGCUGCUCGUCAUCUCCCUGGUCCUGGGGGCUUGGUGGUUCCGGGCCAGAGGUGCCUGCAGGGCUGGGGACAGCUCCCACAUGCUGUGCCUGGGGAAGCGUGUGGCCGCUGCUAUCCGUUCUGGAAUGCUGGGGAGCCUGCCCUCAGAAGGUGUUUAUGAGGACAUUGGAGCUGCCCCCGCCGGGGAGAAAGACGAGGCUGCUGGAGCGUCCGGGGCCGUGGUGCCGGAGGAGGAGUAUGACGACGUGGCGGAGCCCGAGCCCGAGGAGGGCGACGCGGAGGAGGGCGGCGCGGAGGAGGGCGCUCCCCUGAGUCCCACGGUGCAGGCGGGGCUCUUCAUAGCCCGGGCCUCCUCACACCUCAGGCUGGGAAGGAAGACCCCAGUGGCCUCUGCCCUGGGACGUGCUGACCACGAGCCGGCUGCAGGGGACAUCAGGCGGGCCCCCAGCCAGGGCCUGGUGAGCAGGUACCGCUGGGCGGGAGGGCGGGAAGCAUGGGUGUCUGCAGGUGGCCACGCCCCCACCUCCUCGGCGGCCAAGGGAGAGAGGCCUCGCUCCCUGCUCCAGGGCAGGCGGUGCAUGGGCCUCGCUUGGGGCUGCGCGCUGGGGCCGUGGGGCCGUGGGGGCUGCCCGUGUGGAUGCGUGAGCACCGCGCGGCCCAGGGUUCAGGGGACUCUCACCUUCACGACCAUCUCCUGCGCGGCGCUCCGACCCCACCCCCAGGCCAACCCCACCUCCUGGCCCGUGGCUGAGGGAGGCUCGCCUCUGGCCCUCUCCGCUCUGGCGAGGAGCCCACCGAAGCUCUGGAAGCCAGAGGGCAAGGGGUGCGUUCCUGCCGCGAUGCCGGGCACCUGGCUGCGUAGCUCGAUGCACCUUCCGGCUGCCUCCCUCCCCGGGGUCCUGGGAGGGAGGGAAGGGCCUUUCUGCCCCAGUGCCCUGAUUCCUGCACGCGGAGAGAUGCCCUCAUGGCGGCAGGGCUCAGAGUCUCCCUGCAGUUUCUCCCCUGCCAUCCGGAGAGUGAGGGCCACACUGCUCAUGCCCUCUCAGGCCCCCGGGGGCUUCUGUGCCCCGAGUGGAGGUCAGUCAUCUCUGUGUGUCCUCUCCUCCCCUGCCCUGCCCCAGCCCCAGGGCCCCCGGCUGCUGCAGGACCAGGCAUUCAGCCGUCGGCACCGGGCAGGCCUCGCGCCACCAGGGCUGAGGACGCCCACUUCAGCAGCGCAGCCCCAGGGCGUUCACUGUGGCAGCUGGGCAGGCUGCAUCAUGAGGCUCCCUCUCUGCCUCCUGGGCCUUGGGCCCCUUGUGCUCACCCUCCAGGCUGCUCUCCCAGAGCCCCCUUGUCCUCUGGGGGUGGAGGUGGCAGCCUUGAGGUUUGGAGACAAGGGCCUGGAUGCUACUUCAGAGGCCCAAGGCCCAGGGAUCCGGCCCGAGUUGGGGCAGAUGCCCUGGGGCUCCUUCUGCAGCACCUUCAUGAUGAAGAUGCAGGCAUCAGGGGAGGUCCCGGGUCCUGAGAUCAUGGCUCAGCCCUGGCUGCAUGGCCUGACCUGCCAGGGCAACGAGUCCUCCAUCCAGGAUGGAGGAGCCAGGCAGGGGGACCUGGGAGCUGGGAGCUCGGCCGUGAGGAACGGGGAGGACCCACUCCCCAAGGAGCAGGCAGGAACCCUGCAGCCUGAGAGGUGUACCUGCAAGGCCAGUGACAUGGCUGCCUUCUCUGAGACGCGCUCCUUUGCAGGGGGUCUGGAGGUGGUGGUAAAGCUGGUGGGUGGAAGGAGCCCCUGCGCUGGCGUCUCGGGGCUGGAGCACUUCAACCAGACACUAACUUCCUGUGACCCGCAGUCAGUCGAGGCCGGCACUGUCUUCUGCAAGGAACUGGGGUGCGGCUCAAUGCUCCAGGCUCCCAGCCCCCCACCAGAGACAGAAGGUCCCAGAAAGGGGCAGCAGUUUGUUGUCUGUGAGGGCUCUGAGCCAACCGUCCUGAACUGCAAGAUCAACUGGGCAAACUUCAAGCCUUGUGUCUCACAUGGUGAGGUGAUCUGCUCAGAACCUCAGCCACAGAAGCAGCAGGAGGAGUGGGUGCAGGGCAGCCGGCUGUGCAGGGCUCCCUGGUCUGGACGGGAUGAGAAGCUGGCAGCCCAGGUCCCAUGCUCCUCGGGAGGCCUGCUGGCUUUCCCUGUCUCCACCUGCCACCUCAGGGUCACAGGCACUUGCCACCAUGCAGUGCUUAGAGGCAGCCUGGCGGUGGGGGCAGAAACACGAAGAUGGCCGUCCAGGAGGGAUGGCCACAACUGCUUUGUGACCACUGCGGACCAAUGUGUGGCAAGUGAGAGGCUCCAACGGCCCCAGGAAGUCGUAAGAGGGACUGGAUGUAAGAAGAGACCACUGUGGGUGUGGGGAGCCCCCCGGGGGGGUGGUCCCUGGGUGCAAGGGAGAGUACCCAUGAAACCACUGAAGAGGGAAGGAUGGUGUGAACUCUCUGUGCCCACAGGACAUAUGGAGGCCAGGCUGGUGGGUGGUGAGCACUCCUGUGCUGGGCGCCUGGAGGUGAAGCGGGGCCUGACCUGGGGCACCGUCUGUGAUGCUGACCUGGACCUGGCCACUGCCCACGUGGUGUGCCGGGAGCUGCAGUGUGGCAUGGCCGUGUCCACACCCAAGGGCACCCACUUUGGCCAGGGCUCGGGGCUCGUGUGGACCGAGGCCUUCCGCUGUGUGGGCAAUGAGUCCCUGCUGUUCCACUGCCCUCGGGCCGGGCACCAGUGUGGGCACGGCCAGGAUGCGGGGCUCAGGUGCUCAGAGUUCCGGCUGGUCAACGGCAGCAGCGCCUGCGAGGGGCGCGUGGAGCUCCAGGUCCAGGGGGCCGGGGCGCCCCUCUGUGCCGCCCACUGGGACCUGGCAGACGCCACUGUCCUCUGCCACCAGCUCGACUGUGGGAACGCGGUGGCCACGCCCCCAGGGGGCCACGUUGGGGGCGGGGCCUCCGCCCUCUGGCCAGACAAGGUGCACUGCGCGGGGACAGAGUCCCACCUGUGGGACUGCCCCGUGAGCACCCUGGGGGCGCCCGCGUGUGGCCCCGGCCAUGCAGCCGCCGCCGUCUGCUCAGGUCUCCCCGACGCCCUGCGGCUGAGGGACGGACAGAGCCGCUGCGAUGGCCGCGUGGAGGUGUCCCUGGACGGGGUGUGGGGCCGCGUCCUGGACGAGGCCUGGGACCUGCGCGGCGCAGCCGUCGUCUGCAGGCAGCUGGGCUGCGGGCACGCGCUCAGCUCCCCGGGGGCCGCACACUUCGGGGCCGGGGCCGGGCGCAUCUGGAUGGACGAGCUGGCCUGUGAGGGCCACGAGGCCGCGCUGUGGCGGUGCCCGUCGGGAGACUGGGGCCGACACGACUGCGGCCACAAGGAGGACGCCGGUGUCCUCUGCUCAGAGGCAGGGGCCCUGAGGCUGUGCGGUGGCGCCGGGCCCUGUGCCGGGCGGUGGGACGUGUUCCACAGCGGAACGUGGGGGGCCGUGUGCAGUAACGCCCUGAAGGACGCCUGCUUGUCCAUCAUCUGCCAGCAGCUGGGCUGCGGGGAGCAGGGCUGGCUGGAGAACAGGCCGGGGCACAGCAGCCUGGACACCUCCUGGGUGGACAACAUCCAGUGCCGCCGGCUGCGGAACUCCACGCUGUGGCCGUGCCCCUCAGCCCCCUGGCACCCGCGCUCUUGCACCCGUGGAGAGGAAGUCUGGAUCACCUGUGCAGGAUCAUCAGGGACAACGACGCAGGAUUCCGGGGAGGCCCUCAAUUGCUCCUUGAUGGGCAGCUGCCCAGAGGAGGGCGAGCUGCGCGUGCGCGGGGGUGAGGACCGCUGCUCCGGCCGCGUGGAGCUCUGGCUCGCGGGCUCCUGGGGCACCGUGUGUGAUGACUCCUGGGACCUGGCGGACGCUGAGGUCGUGUGCCGGCAGCUGGGGUGCGGCUGGGCUGUGGGCGCCCUGGCGGGGGCCGCCUUCGAACCAGGCUCGGGGCCCGUGUGGCUGGAUGAGUUGGGGUGCCGGGGCUGCGAGGCCUCCCUGUGGGGCUGCCCGGCGGAGCCGUGGGGCCGCGGAGACUGCGGGCACAAGGAGGACGCGGGCGUGCGCUGCGCGGGACAUGUGGAGUCCAGCCAGGCACCCCUGCCAGGCUCACAGGGGACCCUGCCUACCACCAUGGCCAUCAUCAUCCUGGGGGCACUGCUCGGCCUUGUCUUCAGUGGGCUGGCGGCUAGGAUGUUGCUUGGGAAGCUGCGGGGCAGGGGUGACCUGCCCGCAGAGGACAUGCCCGUCAUGCUGCAGGCAGGUAGCCCCCUGCAGAUGGGACAGGAGCCCCCCUUGCAGGCGUCCUCGGGCUCCAGCUAUGACGACAUGGGCGCGGCGUGCACAGGGCUGUGAGCCCACCGCUCCUUCUCCACCUGCUCUUCUGCCCUGGGGCGGUUCCAGGGCGAGCUUCGGUUUUUCCUAGGUUUGACAGAUUUGUCUUUGGAAGCUUCCUUAACAAUCUCCUCCUCUCCUGACUAA